Molecule: messenger RNA, 1297 nt
Organism: Owenia fusiformis
Lineage: Eukaryota; Metazoa; Annelida; Polychaeta; Sabellida; Oweniidae
Source: the annotation of a GenBank genome assembly
AGCGCAUAUAAUUUGAACAAAGUAAAUUGCUAUUAAUGUAUUAAUGGUGUUUAGUUGUUUUUCUCUCUUAAUUGGACCCUCAGCAGACCAUCACGACAGACCAUCAGACGGGAAGCAAGAUAACUUUAUAAUGAAAGAGUGAUUAUUUUAGUGUUAUUUUCAGACAAAGUAAAUUACUAAACGGAGUCAAAAUUUCACUGUGACAGAAAAUUUUAACGAGUUUUCGCACGUCAUUGCAGCUAUAAAACCAAAAUGAAAAAUUAGUAGAGUACAAAUACGCAACUGUAUAAGGUAUCAACUCCGUCGUUUGAAAUUGAAAUACAUGUUAAAGCAUAAAACUGAUAUUUUACAAUAAUACAGUGUUUACGAGAAAAGAAGAUAGAUAAAACAAAACUUCACAAAUCCAACGCAAGCUAUGAUCGAAGAUAGGGAAAUGACCGAACCAGAACGGCGUCGUCGUGUAUACCGCAGUGAAGAACAAGAUAACGAAGAUACAAUUGUGGGCCAAAAAGAUGACAUAAUAGAUAACGAAGAGAAGCAACAUCUUUAUCCAGAUUAUUGUAAGACAAUCACAAUAAGAGAAGCUAAUGGUAACUUGAAAGAGCUAGUGUUUCCAAAAGCAUUAGACCUUGACAGACCAAAAAGGGCACGGACGACAUUUUCUGCGGAACAGCUAUAUCGCCUGGAGAAGGAAUUUCACGCCAAUCAAUAUCUCGUCGGUAGAGAAAGGACACAACUUGCUCAAAAAUUAAAACUUUCCGAAACUCAGGUUAAAGUUUGGUUCCAAAACAGGCGCACUAAAUACAAACGUGACAAAUGUAAAGAACCUGACGAGUCAUCCAAAUCUGCAGAAAGUAUGAACAACUGCAAUUUAAUGAACAUACUUUCAUCCCCAGUUCAUUCAAAGAGUGAACCUCCGGAGAUCUCAUCUGGCACACAUACAGGACUUUUGCAACCGGGAUUUCCAGUCCUCCAUCCAGGGCUUUCUGCCCCGUCUCCCCAAGGUAGAUUUGGUGUUCCGUUCACAUCCACUAGUAAUAACACUGUAGCACCCGUUUCCAGUAACGGAGUAUUCACAUCUUUUUCGAUGGACAUGAAUCUGAGGCCUAUGGGGCAUUUCCCCCCACCGGUGUUUAGUUUUGGCAAUUUAGCAAUUCCUCGUGUUUAGAACUAAGAUAUAUAUAAUCAGAGACACAUAAAAUGUUUUAUAUGUCUCUGAUAUAGUCAUUGUACAAGAAACGGACUUUUACAAUGUGUUGUCCUUUUAUUUUGAAUUUUAGGAAACACUUCAGUAAAC